Dermatophagoides farinae (American house dust mite) is the source of this 7085-nucleotide messenger RNA. NCBI's taxonomy places the organism in Eukaryota, Metazoa, Arthropoda, Arachnida, Sarcoptiformes, Pyroglyphidae. The record is from RefSeq and is a predicted model, not a curated record.
AAAAAACCUAAAUACAACAAUAACAAUUAGAGUGGGAGUAAUGUAAUUUUUUUUUCUGUUUUGUUUUGUCGAUAUCAAAAUUUUGGCAUUGCGCACCUAUUUUUGUAUUGCAACCAAACAAACAAUCAUUGUAUUCGACCAAUUUGAUAUUCUGUAUUUUUUUUUAAUACUGAAUAAGAAUAACGAAGAAAAAUAUUCCGAAAAUUUUUCCCUCUUCUCACUAUUUAACAGUGCCAUUUUGAUUGACAUUUCGAAUUAUUAUGAUGAUGUUUAUUGUCGAUUUAUCAUUCUAUGUUGAAUGAUAAUCAGGAGCUAUAUAUUUUUCAUUGUUUUUUUUCAAUACUAAUUGAGAAUGGUGAUUUGUGAUGAAUACAAUUGGAUUAAUGACAUCAAUGUUUCAUAAUUAAUGAAUAAAACAACAAAAUAAUAAAAUAAUGGCCACAGAUAGCCAUAAUCAUCUCAUCAUGACUAAUAUCAACGAUAAACAAAAUACUCAACAUCAACUAAGUCAUCAAGCACCAUUAAUUACCGUUUUCGGUGACCUAAGCGAUUUUCUACUUCAGGGACAUCUAGCCACACAGAUCAAUGCAGAUCUUGCACGUGAAAGUAUCGAUUGGCAAAAAAACUGUUAUGAUGUUGCACCCAUUCAGGUCUAUGUUGAAGCAUAUUUUGUACAUUUAAAUGAUCGUCAACAUUUGUUUUGGGAUCCACCACCAACACCGAAAUCGCCAUCUACUGAUAUUCCAUCACAAUCAACAGGAACGAUAGCCAAAUUUUCAGGCACAAUUUCAGCCAAUGAUUCAACCAUCGGAUCAAAUCGAGUACGUCAAUCGAAUGCAUCAACAUUAAAACGCCAUCAUUCGUUUCAGAAUAUGUUAACAUCUGCUUCAAACAGUGGCCAAAAUGUCCGUUCCAUACUAGGAUCGCAUACAAAUUCUAAUUCAGCUAUAGUUGAUUCACAGAAACAACAACAAUUACUUGUAUCGAUUGAUUAUCAUCAUCUGUUUAAUCUGUUAAGCCGAAGAUAUCUGUUGAAUAAUGGUUCACGCGUUUUACUCAAUUCAUAUUGGCUUGAUUCAAAUCAUGAUCUCGAAAGCUAUAAUAGCCAGAUACGUGAAUCUUUGUUGGAUUGGUUUCAAAAAAUUCUUCAAAUUACAUCAAAUCAACAUCAACUUGGCCUUAACCAGGAUUUUAGUCUUGAUUUUUUCGUUGUAAUUGUCAUACGUAAUUGUAUCAUUUCGAACAACAAUAUCAAUCGAACGACAACAAAAAAUCAGCCACAAGAACAAUUGCUCAGUCUGAAUAACUUGGUAAAUGAAAAGAAUCCUUCAUCACCAUCAUCUUCUGCACUAAAUCUGGCCACAGCCAAAGUUCCAAAGAAUAAUGAUAAAUCACCAAAUAGUAGUAAAAAACAAAUGAAUCGAAUUCAAGCACAAUCAUCUCAUCCAUUAUCAUCAUCAAUGUCAUCAUUAAAUACUACGGGUCAUGGAGGUGCUGGAUCGACCACCUAUCUAACUCAUCAACAAUUAUCUGAUCAGAUUCGUAAUGAUCUGCUUGUUUGUUUUCAACUUUUUCGUCAAAAUCAAUCAGUCAAUGGUAGUAGUAUGGCACAAACUGGCAUUCCAGCCAAUAAUUCACGUGUCGCUCAUCAACUUUUAGAACGUAUCAUUAUUUUUGAUUCAACAUCUAAUUCUUCAUCAAAUGCACAAAAUAUGGCAAAUAUAAAUCAAUCUAAUAUAUCGACAGGUUCGAAUGUCGGUGGUCCUAUUACAAAUAAUUUGGCUGCAUCGUCUAAUCCAAUAUUGUCAAGUACGGCACGAACAUUUUCGGCGUUAAGUAAUUUUUCGAGUAGUUCGAUUAAAAUAACACCAUCAUCGAUGGUCUCAAUGUCACCAACAAAAAGUGGAUCUCGUUUAUCGAAAACAUCAGCCUUACUGACGGGAACGUCAUCCACGUCAACAUCAUCAUCAUCAUCUGCUGUUGGUUCAAUGUUAUCCACCACAGCCAUUUUCAAUUACAGCCAAUUUAUUAUCAAAAUUCGUCAGUUUCUGCUUGAAUUUUAUAUUAAACAAUUUGAUUGUCUUGAAAAAUUGAUUCGCCAUAUUCGCGAGCUUCGUACUGAUCCGGAUUGGGAUUUUUUUGGAUUCUUUUUGCUUCAAGAAGAACUUGCUUUUGCUCAUGAAUCGCUUGGUUUUUAUAAUAAAGCAUUAAUUCAAUAUGAUGAACUUGAUGCCCUUUUUUCCCAAUUAAUUUUAAAUGCUUCACAUCAUGGUGGAUUCAGUGCGCCAAAAUGGCUUCGUUAUCGUCUUAUGCAUUCGAUGGAUGAUUCGUUAAUCAUGGAGAAUGGAACGAAUAAUAAUCACAAAAAUGCCAAACACGAAGCCUGGACCGGAUUGUGCCUUUGUAAUCAAGAAUCAAUCAUGAAACUACGGAUGUCGAUAGUUGAAUCUGUUUUGGCCGAUGUUUCAACCACCGUAUCAGAUCUCUCAUCAUUAUCUAGUCCAUUGCUCGGUGGUGAUCCACUCGGUGUAGAGAUAAAACCGAUCAAUCAUCAAAUUAGUCUAUUGGAUUUCCGUAAUUAUCUUUAUGCACGCCAAUGUCAUCUAUUAUGUUUGUUGAACAAACCUUGGGAAUUAGCAUCUCGAGCACUUCCAUUUUUACAAACAGCUGUUGCCGAAUUAAAUAUGUUAGAGAUUUCGAUGACUCCUGGAGGUAUCGCAUGUUGGGUGUUUCUUUCAGUCCUUGAAAUUUUACAUAAAUGUGAACGAUAUAGUGAUUCAUCUCAAUUGGAAUCAUAUUCCUAUCAUACUGUUGGCCUAUGGUCAUAUGCACGCGACAAUUUAAUUGAACUUGGAAAAAUCUGUAACUUGAUGCCCGAUGAUGAUUCCACAAUGUAUGGUUAUAUCAAAUCAGCCAAUACUCGUUCCUCUUAUUCAUCUGAACAUUUACAUCGAAUGGUUGAAUUAGUGGCUGGUAUGGGUGCCGAUCCUCAUAUCCGUCCAUCAAGUUCCAGUCAAAGUGAUGAUAAUUGGAUGAGUCCACAAGAACGUUUAAAAGAUGCCCUUUCAUCAUCAGAAUCAUUUUUACGACAUUAUCUGGAGAUAACUGAAUUAACAAUGGGAACCUACAAACAUAUUGGCCAUAUUCGUUGCGCUCGAUCGAUUGGAAAACAAUUAGCCGAACUUAAUCUGUAAGAAACUAAACAAGCCACAGCAAGCAUUACCUUUUUGUUGGAUCUUUAUCACAUGUUUCAAAUGGAACAUUGGUCGAUACUCAAGCUAGAAGCAUGUCGUUUAUUAGCACAAUGUUUGGAACAACUUUAUUUUAAUAUAUCAAAUACAUUGAUGCAACCUGUUGUCGAUCAUCAAUCAUCUGAAUGUAAUAAUUUCAAUCUGGAGCCAAUUAUACGGAGUGCUUUUCGCACAUAUCUGAUGUUAUUAUUGAAACCAGAAGGAUUAUUGAAAAUUCAAUCACAACAAAAACAAUAUGAUUCAAAUUGUCAUUUGAUGAAUAAGAACCAAAAUAAACAUUCACAACAAUAUUAUUGCCAUAGUUAUUAUGAAUCCAUGUUUCGUCUCCUUCGUCAUUAUGAGAUGCGUGCUGUUAAACUUAAAGAUAUGUUAUUAUUGAAACAGCCAAACGAAACGUUGACAGAAAACUUUAAUGAUUCCGAAUGGUUAAAUCAAAAAUUAUUGGCUAUACAUAAUUCUCAUUCUGAUCUAUUCAAUGAAGGUUCGUCAAAUUCAUCGAUUGGUGGUCGAUCUAGUUCCCGAUUAUCGCCGAGUGAUCCAAACGGUAGCAAUUCAAAUUCGUCUUCCAGCUCGAACAUUAACAAUACUGUUGGUGAUUCUAUUGAAUCAAACAAUCAGAAAAGACAACGAAAUAACAAUCAAAAAUCUGGUUCCAACAAGGCCAAUUCGAAUGAACAUUUGGCCAGUCAACAACAACAACAACAAUGUGGCGGAAAUUGUAAUGAUCCUGUUAUAAGUCAUAAUUAUUCUCAUCAAUCGUCAUCAUCAUCAUUAUCAUCAUCAAAUUAUAAUCAGCCAAAUUUUUUCCAAAUCGAAUCUAUCGAAAUAGACUGUGAUUCAUCUUUAAAUGAUGCAAAUUCUUUACGUUCAAAUGGUAGUUCAGCUAAUGUAACAACAUCUCGAAAGAAUAAUCAAAGUUUUAUUGCCGGAUCUGUAUUGACUUUACGGUUAAGAUUAUAUAGCCAUCUAGGUUUGCCACUAAAAUUAGAUCGUAUACUCGUCACUGUACAAUGUCAUCGAAAUGAUCCUUGGUUAUCUACAUUGCCUAAUUCUGCGAAUAAUCGAAAUGAAAAAAGUUCACAAGAAUCUAUUGCACCGAUUCCAAAAUGUUCAUGUAUGACUGGUACAGAUUCCAAACAAUUGCAACGAGAUUCAUCCGAAAGUCUUGAUUAUAUAAAUAGUUAUAAUCGAUCAUUAUCAUCAUGCUGUCAGCUACUAUCAGCUCAAGUAGAAAGUUAUUAUUGUCAAACAUUACGAUUAGCUGGUGUUAAAUGUUUGAAUGGUGAUCGUUUAUUACGACGUUCAGAUUUUUUUGGUUAUCGAAACGGAUCGCUUGAUGGUUAUCAUAAAUUCAUGUCGCAAUCAUUGCCAAUAUCGUUAUUAAAUCAACGUCUCUCUUAUGAUGAUUAUUCCAAAUAUUUUCGAUUUUUAUCAUCACAAUUUCAAUUUUCUGUUUCAAAUUCCGAUGAAUUGUUGGUGAUGGAAACCGGCCCAAACGAAUAUGAACUACGAUUUCAUUCACCUGAAAAUCUACAAAAUAUUGCCCAACAAUUGGACCUUUUGACAAUUGAUACAUCCAGAUCAGCCUCAAUGAAUCAUCACAUUAAUCAUCUCUGGUUUAAUCUUGAUCAAUUAAUUCUGUUUUGUCACUAUGAACAUUCACCACAAAAUGCAUCAGCUAUGGAUCACAAAACUCAGUCAAUGCAAUUUGCAUUAAUUGAAGAUUUCGCCUCUGCCAUUCGUUCUAUUCAAUUUAAUCGAUCAAUCAGUGGAAGCAUCCCACAAGGAAUCGGUAGUUUUCGUUUAGUGGAAUGUCCACCAUCUAUUGAGCUGGUACCAUUAUUCGAAUCGGAUGAAUUAACUUUUCAAUCGACAAAAUCCCUUGAUCGACAAUCAAAUGAUUGUCGACGUAUGUCAAAUAUGUGUUUUAUAGGUAUUGAACAACCGGUUUGUUUACGAUUAAAUUCAGGAACUUCAAAACUACCGAAAGGUCUAAAAUGUUUCAUCAAAAUUAAUCAAAUGUCAACUAUGGCUGCAAGCACUGCAAUCAUUGCUAAUAAUCAAAAGGAACCAUUUGAAUAUGAUUCUCGUCUUAUCAAUGUUACGUUAUAUCAACCAAAUGAUGGAAAUGAUAAUGAAGAACUUUUGUAUUUUUUUCUUGAUCAUCAUUUGGAACCCUUUGAAACAUAUCAAUUGAAUUUACGCCUUCGUUCAUCAUAUCGCCGAUCUAAAUUGAUUCAAAUUCAUGGCAACAAUAAUUGGAGUCAAAUUGCCAAUAUUGGUCCAAAACCGAAACAUGGAUCAGCAAGCCAAGUUGAUCAAUAUGAAUUCAAAUUGUCAUUAACAUGGACAAAUUCUGAUAAUGUUCCAACAUUUGGCCAACCAUUUGAUCGUUUAUCAUUGGACACUCAAAUUGCCUGUUGCCAUUUUACUUUAUCUGAUCCAUUCGAUGUUUUUCCGCGUGUGUACACGCCAUCUCCCAUGAGUAAACUUUUACAAAUUCAAAUCCGUGGUUCACAACGAUUGCCAACUGAUAUUGAACUAUAUUUUCAACAUCCAACAUUGACCGUUGCAUCUUUGGAUUCAAAUGAUUUAAAUAUACUAAAAUCUAUUGGUAUCGCAAACACCAUAAAUGAUUGUGAAUUUCAACAAAAAUUAAUGGUAGCCAGUGAGCUUAAUUUUGUCUGGUCUUUAGAAACAAAUGAUCAUUUGUUGAAUUUAAACAAAAUGAAUCUCGAAUUUCAUUUCAAACCAAAACGCAUUAUGAAUGAUGAUGGCAAACAACAAUUUGGAUCGAUAGUGAAAAUUCCUUAUAUAAUUUCCAUACAAUAUGUCUGUCGAACACGAUAUACAAUCAGACAGUGGAUUGAACCAUUGAUUAAAAAUCAAUCCGGUACUAAAAAUAGUGCCAGUGAGAUUAUACGGAUUGGACAUUCAUGUUUAUUGCGUAUCAAAAUUGAACGUCUAUGUCCAUUGAAUUAUGAUAAUAAUGGAACUACCGAUUAUAAUGAUGAAGAUGAAUUCAUAAUGUAUGAAUUAAUAUGUGAUCCACAAUUAUGGCAAUUUGUUGCAACAAAUUCUGCACAACAAUUGGAAGAUUCAAACAAUAAUAUAGACGAUAGUAAUAUUGAUUCAAAUGGUCCAACAUCGAUUAAUUCAUUACAAUCGGCUACAACAUUUUCGUCAACAAUGACAACAAACGAUGGAUCACAAGUGAUUAAAUUUAAUGGUCAUUCAUCAUUGGAUGUCAAUAAUGCUGAAACACAAUCACCAAGACGGUCAUUUGAAACUGCAUUCGAAGUAAUACCAUUAAUAGAUGGAUAUAUACCAUUGCCUACAAUCCGAUUAUCACAAUAUCGAAUAAUAUCCAAUGUACAUGAUUCUGGCCGAACAACACCAACAUCAAUUGGCCGUACUGGUAGAACGAAUAUCGAUACAACAGCCAAUAAUAAUAAUAAUAAUAAUACAUUACAAAAAACAACAACCAAUGCAAUUGAAUCAAUUUCAGCAAUGUUAACUGAAAAUCUUUCAUUAUCAGGAAAAAAUUGGUCAAAAUAUCUUACAUCAUCGAAUAAUUCACAACAGGAACAACGAAAUACAAUGGAUAAUAUUAAUGAUGUCCAACAGCAUCAACAUUCAUCAUUGAAUUCAAUUACAUCAUUACGUAAUGCACGAUUAGAACCAUUCGAACCUGGACAGGUUUAUAAUUAUAAUCGUUCCAGUCAAGUUUAUGUAUUACCAUCAAUUGUGGGCGGUGUUCAAAAUGUUGAAAAUUGAAUGAAAAUUAUUAUUAUUAUUUUUUUUUCUUUAUUUAAUUUUAUUUAUAAAUUAUUA